Messenger RNA from Aspergillus bombycis, 2253 nucleotides. Its product is annotated as catalase/peroxidase. The transcript has a single exon. NCBI's taxonomy places the organism in Eukaryota, Fungi, Ascomycota, Eurotiomycetes, Eurotiales, Aspergillaceae. Gene Ontology annotation, molecular function: catalase activity; heme binding. The record is from RefSeq and is a predicted model, not a curated record. Gene Ontology annotation, cellular component: cytosol. The coding region runs from base 1 to 2253 and encodes 750 amino acids. Gene Ontology annotation, biological process: hydrogen peroxide catabolic process; cellular response to hydrogen peroxide.
AUGGCAGAGAAAUGUCCCUUCCACCAAGCCUCGAAGCCCAACGUUGCGGGCAGUGGCACCCGGAACCGCGACUGGUGGCCAGACCAGCUGAAGCUGAACAUCCUCCGUCAGCACACAGCAGCCUCAAACCCACUGGAUCCAGAUUUUGACUAUGCUGCGGCUUUCAACAGUCUGGAUUACGAUGCUCUGAAGAAGGACCUGCAGGAUCUGAUGACUGAUUCACAGGACUGGUGGCCAGCGGAUUUUGGCCAUUACGGUGGCCUCUUCAUCCGCAUGGCCUGGCAUAGUGCGGGUACCUAUCGCACCUUUGAUGGUCGUGGUGGUGGUGGGCAAGGUCAACAACGGUUCGCGCCACUCAACAGCUGGCCGGACAACGUGAGUCUCGACAAAGCUCGACGCCUGCUUUGGCCUAUUAAGCAGAAGUAUGGUAACAAGAUCUCCUGGGCCGACCUGAUGAUCUUGACGGGCAACGUGGCCCUAGAGUCUAUGGGCUUCAAGACAUUCGGAUUUGCCGGUGGCCGUAAGGAUACUUGGGAAGCGGACGAAUCUGUAUACUGGGGUAGGGAGACCACAUGGCUCGGGAAUGACGUGCGGUAUUCCCACGGGUUUGCCGGAUCUUCCAAGCAUGGUGCUGUUAUCGCCGAUGAAGAACCCCAUCGCGAUAUACAUUCUCGCGAACUGGAAAAGCCGCUCGCAGCUGCUCAUAUGGGCUUGAUUUAUGUGAAUCCGGAAGGACCCGAUGGAAACCCCGACCCAGUCGCUGCAGCUCGGGACAUUCGUACCACGUUCGCUCGCAUGGCAAUGAAUGAUGAGGAAACCGUUGCAUUAAUUGCCGGGGGUCAUACUUUUGGAAAGACACACGGCGCGGCUUCCUCGGACCACGUUGAUGCUGAGCCAGAGGCUGCUGGCCUAGAGGCACAGGGCUUUGGUUGGCAGAACAGCUACGGCUCCGGAAAAGGCGCGCAUACCAUUACCAGUGGUCUGGAAGUAACCUGGACAAAGACUCCAACCCAAUGGAGCUUGAACUUUCUCGAGUACCUGUUCCGCUUCGAAUGGGUGCUGACCAAGAGUCCUGCGGGCGCGCACCAGUGGGUAGCCAAAGACGCAGAUGCCUUUAUCCCGGAUGCAUACGAUUCAUCCAAGAAGCACCGACCACAGAUGCUCACCACCGACCUGUCUCUGCGAUUCGAUCCUGCUUACGAGAAGAUCUCGCGCCGCUUUCUGGAGAAUCCAGAUCAGUUUGCAGACGCUUUCGCGCGGGCCUGGUUCAAGCUGACACAUCGGGACAUGGGGCCGCGUGCUUGCUAUAUCGGCCCUGAGGUCCCCGCGGAAGAGCUGUCCUGGCAGGAUCCCAUCCCUGCAGUAAGCCAUCCGGUGAUUAAUGACACCGAUAUUGCCGCACUCAAGCGGGAUAUUCUCGCAACGGGUGUCGACUCUUCGAAGUUCAUCUCGACUGCUUGGGCAUCAGCAUCGACUUUCCGGGGCAGUGACAAGCGUGGCGGCGCCAAUGGUGCGCGUAUUCGCCUUGCCCCUCAGCGCGACUGGGAGGUCAAUAACCAGCCAUGGCUGGAGGCAGCAUUGAAGGCCCUGGAUGACGUCCAAAACAGAUUCAACAGCGCCCAGAACGAUGGAAAGCGAGUAUCCCUGGCGGAUCUCAUUGUGCUCGCCGGCUGUGCCGCUGUCGAGAAAGCUGCCAGCGAUGCCGGCCAUAACAUCACUGUGCCUUUCACGCCGGGACGCAUGGAUGCUUCGCAGGACCAGACGGAUGUCGAAUCAUUCAGUCAAAUGCAGCCCGUAGCAGACGGAUUCCGGAACUAUGGCUCCUCUCCUGCUCGGGCGCGAGCUGAGCACUAUCUGGUUGACAAGGCGCAGUUGCUCACUCUAUCUGCGCCUGAAAUGACGGUGCUUGUUGGUGGACUGCGGGCUCUGAAUGCCAACUACGAUGGUUCCGCCCACGGUGUGUUUACUACCCGGCCGGGCCACCUGACAAACGAUUUCUUUGUCAAUCUCCUCGAUAUGAACACCUCGUGGAAGGCAUCAGGCCGUGACAGUGACAUUUACGAAGGCACCGACCGUCGAACCGGCUCGAAGAAAUGGACUGCUACCAGGGCCGAUCUUGUCUUCGGAUCUCACGCCGAGCUGCGCGCCAUUGCCGAGGUGUAUGGCAGCAGUGAUGGAAAGGAGAAAUUCGUGAAUGACUUUGUUGCUGCUUGGGCGAAGGUCAUGGACCUUGACAGAUUUGAUCUGAACUAG